Messenger RNA from Bursaphelenchus xylophilus (pine wood nematode), 6016 nucleotides. The record is from the annotation of a GenBank genome assembly. Lineage: Eukaryota; Metazoa; Nematoda; Chromadorea; Rhabditida; Aphelenchoididae.
AUGAACGCCGCUGAUGUGCUCUAUCGUGCGAGACGGUCACAUUCUACCGUACAGGUUAGUUUAUAUUAUACAUGGCAUUUUGAUGAUGUUUUGGGAAAAUUUGGGGAUUUACUGUAAAAAUUGGUUGUAAAAAACAAAGACGAUUAAGACGAAUACUAAAAUAGGUGACUGUCCUGUCUGAAAUUGGAUUUAUAGGGCGUUAAAUUGCGUUUAAAUCUGAAUAGAUAAGAUUUCCCUUGGGAAUUUUGGCCAAAAACCCUUAAAUAGAAGUGCAAAAUGGCUGAAACGGUAUGAAAAAGGUUUCAAAAUACGAUUAGCUUCUUGAAAAAUUGAUAGUUCCCCUAAACUACUAAUUUCAUCAAGUAUAACAUAAAAUUUUUAUUGUUUUAGACCAUCAAGUAUAACAUAAAAAAAUUUUAUCCGAACAUGCCUCAGAGGCUCUCAUAUGCCAUAAACUACCUUGAUAUUGCCUCAGAUAUCUGAAUUUUCAAGGGUUUCCAGAAAAUUUAUGGUAUUUUUUCGAAUACUCUUCACCAAAAAAAUCCCUUUUUUGUCAAUUUAUUCCAAAAAAGAGUCAAAAAUUAAUCCGUCCGAACAGUCUUAUUAUUUAGUAUUCUCAAUUCUUCGCGCUUCACCAUGUUUUGCGGCCCAGUAAUCCGAUGCAUUGGCGCUUAAUUGGAUUCGAAGGGUUUUUUCUUUACAUUUUUAUCAAAUUUUCACGCUGAGAUGGCCAAGUACCCUCGGAAUCUCGGUUGAAAUGAGUGUUUUCCACCGAGAUUUCGCUAAUUUGUAUGGUCAUGUGUCGCCAGAGGUAAGAAAAUGGCUAUUUUUUCCGAUAUUAGAUGCUGUUCUUGCGAUUUUUUAUCAAAAAAUGAUAAAAAUGGUGGACUUUUGGCGUAAAAAAAGUUGUUUUAUGACAACUUCAGGACUUUUUUGAGCUUAAAGUUCUGAAAUUUUUCUGUUUUAAUUCAAAAAAUCUCAAAAUUUCCGACGGAUUUUAAUUUCAUCCCUUUGUUUAUCAUUUUUAUGCGUGCAAAGUCCUCCUUCGUCAGAAGACAAGUCUUCUUGGCCUAAAAACAACAAAAAAAUAGGUCUGGAACCUAGAUUUUUACGCCUCGAGGCGGUGCAAUCUCGGCCGUUCCAAACGUCAAGUUGAAUCCCGAAAGAAGUUGCGGCAAUUUGAGAGCUCAAUUUGAGGAAUUUUGGGGAGUAAAUGAGAGAGUGUUGGGUUAGGAUAGGAAGAAAAAAGUUGGGUGAAACUUGGCCCAAAUUUAAAAUGAAUUCCAGGAAAGGUUCAUUACAGGGGCAUCCCAAGAAAAAUUUUCGAUAACGGAGUUAUUCAAGCAUCUUUGCCGAUCGUAAACUAUGGAAAUUGAGGAGAGACGAUUAGAGAAAAAAACUUUCAGUAAUCUUUGCGUAUUUUGGUUAACAAAAAUUUAUUUUUUGGAGAAAUUUUGCGUUCCACACAUCAAAUAGAAUACGUCAAAAAAUACAGUGCAAUUUGAGAGCUCAAUUUGAGAAAUUUUGGGGAGUAAAUGGACAGAAUGUUGGGUUAAUCAUAUAAGCUUAUCGUUAGGUAAAAAAAAAGUUGAUGAAACUUGGCCCAAAUUUAGAACAAAAUUUUCUUUGACAUAAGCCAGAUUUUGGGGUCGAAACUUUCAGAAAUUUGACAUACAGUACGAGAAGGGAUCCAGUGGUCAAAAAUUCUUCUAAUUGCAUCCGGAAGGCAUUCCAAAUACAACUAAAUAUCUCCCUAUCUGACCGAGAAUAGCGUUUUUCUGAAGGCGAAAAAGUUUACCUUUUGGAAAGAGCAGAGAGGGAGGCGUUCAAUGCUUCACCGAAACGUUUCCCCCCUCUACUCCUUCCAAACUUUCUUGUUCUCACUUCAAAAGAACGCUAUUUUCGGUGAGAGAGGGAGGCGUUUAGUAGUAUUCUAAAUGACUCCCGGAUGCAAUCGGAAGCACUUUAGACCACUGGAUCCUGUCCCGCACUGUAUGGCAAAUUUCUGAGAGCUUUGACCUCAAAAUCCGAGUUAUGUCAGAGAAAAUUUUGUUCUAAAUUUGCGCCAAGUUUCACCGAUUUUUUUUUACCUAUGCUUAUUUGAUUAACCCGACAUUCUAUUUACUCCGUAAAAUUUCUCAAAUUGAGCUCUCAAAUUGCAUUGUAUUUUUUGAGAUAUGUAUUCUAUUUGAAUUCUGGAGUGGGAAAUUUCUCCAAAAAAUUUAUUUUUGUUGACCAAAAUACGCAAGGAUUACUGGAAAGCUUUUUUUCGCUAACCGUCUCUCCUCAAUUUCCAUUGUUUCCUAUCGGCAAAGAUCUUCGAAUAACUCUGUUAUCGAAAAUUUUUCUUGGGGUGCGAUGACUUUUCCUGGAAUUUAAUUAUUGCCUCAGGACAAGUGGCUCUAACCAUCGGAAGUUACGACUAUUUUGGGAGUUUUGGAGACGCCGCUUGAGGGAAAUUUGAACGCCUGCCCUUUAACCCUCACUUAAACUCGUCUUUCGGGCCGCUUGAAAGUCCGCCAAAUUCUCCAACGAAAAUAUGAAUAGGUUAUUUUUUGAGCAAAAAAGCGCAGCAGGACGUCAUUUUCGGAAUUUAAAUCGGCAAUAUUGGUCCAAAAAGUAUUGAUUUUGAUGAGUAGGUGAGUUUUGGAUGCGAAAAUAUGUCUCAAUUUUUUCAAAUUUCAGCCUCCCAAGCUGGAUACGGACCAAAGUACGGUCCAUGUGCAGUUCUUCCAGUACAAGACCACCGAUUACCUGUACGACCUAAGGGAGUGCUCGUCGGAUAGAUUGUAUUCGGAUACCAAUGUGAGUUGACUUACCGAAUUUUUAUUUGAUUUUAGAAAAAAAUGUUUUUGUCUACGUUAACAUAAAAAUUUUUGAUUUUGAUGUCUAAAGAAAUAUAUCCAUGGUCUAAAUUUUAGUUCAAAGAGAAAUUGAAGAACAAAUGGCACGAAUGCAAGGACAAAGGUGGAGUCAUCAACUAUGACCUGAACUGCAUGUACAAAUUGCUGGAUGGAGAUUACAAUCUUUCCAUUCAGGUGAGAAAAAAUUAUUUUUCUCCCGCCAUUUUUGCGGGGGAAAGGGCGCGCUCUUCAAAAAGAAGUUUUUUCACUUUGAAAGGGAGGAUUUUGCCACAUUUUUCAUACUUCCCGGAUACAAAAUGAUACAUUCUAAAAAUCGAAAUUUAAUUUUCCCUUCACAGUCGAGCCCAGUUUGAAUUUUUUUUAUCUUCAGCUGAACGUCGAACGAGGCACCCUGCGUCGGAAGCCGAUGCGCUUUCAAAGCAUUGUCCAGCCCUUCAACAUGCAUCGAUGGAAUUUCACGAAGCUGAGACCUUCAGAAGUGAUGUUCUAUGCCCGCUGCACUGACAACCACUACACGAACGACCCGCUGGACACGCACACGAUCUGCGUGAAUGCCUCUCCCAUCGAAAGUGGCCACUUUUUAUUUGUGCCAUCGCUUUCGAAACGGCUUCCGCAAAUCAUGACCGAAACGGGAAUACGAAUGGCCACGGACCUGAUGCUCAUCGUGGAAGACGAGAACUUUCACGUGCUGUAUAAUUCGCUUCUAGGACAGGCCUCGCUGAAUCACUUACAUCUCCAUGGAUUGUUCUGGCCUUAUGAGUCGGAUCUUAUUCAUAGGGUAGGUUUGUGGGGAGUUGAGAGGAUUUUUGAAGGUUUUUGGGAUUAAAAAAAGAAGAAUUUAGGUUCUAAACUUACUUUUUUCGCUGAAAAAAGACAUUUUUAUAAGAAAAAAGUUCGAAAAAUGGGAUUUUUUCAUCAAAAUUCGUUUGGGUUUUACUGUGGCGGACCUGAUCCAGUGGCAAAAAACAUACCAUUUUGCAUCCCGGAAGUAUCAAAAAUGUGGCAAAAUACCUCCAUUUCCAAGUGAAAGACUCCGAUUUCAAAAGCGCACCCGCUCUUUUUUGCUUUUUUAAAGGUGCGCUCUUCAAAACGGAGUUUUUCCACUUGGAUAGGGAAGCAUUUUGCCACAUUUUUGAUGCUUCCCGGAUGCAAGAUGGUACGUUUCUUGUCACUGGAUCCGGUCCUCUACUGCAUUUAAAAAAAAAGGUUUAAUUUUCCAGCGCUUCGAGCUUCUCGCCGGCGAUUGUUACGUGAUCCGCCGCCCCGACUGGUACAUUCAUUGCUUUUGCUACCAACUCCAAGGACCCGACUCCUUCGAUUCGUUCGUGAAAAACGUGUGGCACACCCUGAACUUUUUGACGGUCCACAACGUCGCUCACAACAUGUUCUUCACGCGCGCUCCACCCCUCCGAACCCAGCCGCCGGUCCGCUUCGAGCAGCCCCGAGACGCACCUUCACUUGUUACCGUUUACAUAUUCCCAAGGCAAAGCCAGGCCGGCGCCAAGCCCAUGAACAAUUUCAAUCCAGCCGCACUGGAGCUGGCUGGAUGCUUGAUGGCUUAUAGUAAGGGAUUUUAUAAAAAAAAAUAUAUUUUUUUUUUGAAUUUUUUUUUGACUUUUAGGCCAAAAUAAGGUUGAAUAGAAGAAAAUUUUGAGGGUUGUUUGGAGUUUUUUGGUCUAAAAGUUUUCCGGAAAUUGUGUUUUCCGGAUGUUUUUUGAACAAUUUUAUAUUGCACUAUGUUAAAUCUGCUAGAAUUUUUUGACCUUUGGUCGAAAACCAGGUGGAAUAUUGAAUUUAGAGACUGAAUUUUUAAAAUUGUCUAGUUGGUGGUAAAUAAUUUUUUUUUUGAUGAUUUUGAUAUGUAAAAUAAGGUCGAAUUUUGAAUUUUCAACUUUGGUGUGGUCUACCUUGCUUAUUUUUAGAUCUGAAAUUCUUCGAAACGGCCACUGAACAAAGUUGUAUCCGGACCUUUGACGAGGACGCUGCCUUGGAUGAUCUUCACUUUGAAACGGUAAAUGUGAUUUUUGGUCCGUUUUUACAAGGGAAUUACCCCAAAUGUGCGACACUCAGAUUUUUUUAAAAUUUUGCACGCAAGUCGGGCAUGGACUAAGUAUCAAUUCCUGAAAGUUUUAGCUCGCGCUUUGCGGGCGCCGCCGAGAUAUUGAACGCUCUUUGCCGCCGAGAGAGCACACUAAACGUGGAAAGCGGUCAGAGAGGAAAACGCUUUUUGGCCACAACUUUGCCAGUUUUGUGCGAAAAAAUUUGAUUUUUUGUGGAAACAUUAUCCUUUAGAGUUGAAAUAGGCAUGAAACUUUUCGUGCCGAAAUUCGGCAAAAGUCCUAAAUUUUGUUCCUGAAAAUCGCGAGCUAAAAAUUCCUGAAAUUUUUAGCUCGCGCUUUGCAGGCGCGGCCGAGAUAUCGGACGAUUUAUGCCGCCGAGAGAGCACGCUAAACGUGGAGAGCGGUCAGAGAGAAAAGCGCUUUUUGGCCAUAACUUUGGCAGUUUCGUGCGGAAAAAUUUGAUUUUUUGUAGAAACGUUAUCCUUUACGAUAGAAAUGGGCAUGAAAAGUUUGGUGCCGAAAGUAGGCAAAAAGUGUCAAAUUUUCGCCGACUUUCGAUCUACAAAUCUCGGUUGUUUCUGCAAAGCGCGAGCUAGGAUUCUGGCAUAUAUUUUAGAAAAAAUUAUUCUAAAUUUGUGCCAAGUUUCAUCAAAAUUUGAGCGUCGCACUUGGGGUACUUCAAUUGAUAGCUAUUAAGAAAUUUUUUCAAAAAAAAACAUUUUUGACAAAAUUUUUUUUUUUUGAAAAAUUCAAAUUUUUUUAAAAAUAAUUUCAAUAUUUUUCCAGCUAGCCCUAGAAUUGGCCCAACGCCUGCUCGGCCGCGUCCCCUGGGCCGCCCAAGUUCCGCCUCCAUCACUCCGGGUCUCCUCAUCCGACGAGUAUGAGCUAACUGAGCUUGAAGAACUUUGCGACUCUUUCCACACGGUCUCAGUCCCCGUUCCGUUGAAGCCCCUCAAACACCAUCGAUCCUUUAAUUUUGGCCAGAAAUCUUCGGAACAUUCCUUGUUGGACGAUCUCCCCACCCAACGAAAACGCAGCCACACCACGGACGCGGCCAUGGAAUUCACAAUCCAUGAGGGAAAGGAGUCAUAA